Saccharomycodes ludwigii is the source of this 993-nucleotide messenger RNA. RefSeq names its product thiamine thiazole synthase (gene THI4). The coding region runs from base 1 to 993 and encodes 330 amino acids. The record is from RefSeq and is a predicted model, not a curated record. NCBI's taxonomy places the organism in Eukaryota, Fungi, Ascomycota, Saccharomycetes, Saccharomycodales, Saccharomycodaceae. The transcript has a single exon.
AUGUCUUUAACUAAAACUGUUUUAAACAACUCAUCCGUAUUAAAAGUCAACACUGCCAACACUCGCCAUUGUUUAACUGAUGUCGUUAAGACCGAAGAUUGGAGUGAUUUCCACUUUACCAAAAUCACAGAAUCUACUGUUUCGCGUGCAAUGACUAGUAGAUAUUUCAAAGACGUUUAUGACUACGCCAUUGCUGAUGUUAUUAUUGUAGGUGCAGGAAGUAGUGGGUUAUCUGCUGCUUAUGUCAUUGCUAAAGCUAGACCUGACUUAAAAGUUGUUAUUAUUGAAAGUUCAUUAGCACCAGGUGGUGGGUGUUGGGUUAGCGGCAUGUUGUAUAGUGCCCAAGUCGUUAGAAAACCAGCUCAUUUAUUUUUGGAUGAGUUAGAAGUUCCUUAUGAAGAUGAAGGUGAUUAUGUUGUUGUUAAACAUGCUGCUUUGUUUACUUCUACCAUUACCAGUAAGGUUUUAAGUUUGCCAAAUGUCAAAUUUUUCAAUGCUGUUACCGUGGAAGAUUUAGUCACUAAACCUUGUGAAGAAAAUGACAAAAACAGUAAAUUAACUGUUUCAGGUGUUGUUAUUAAUUGGACUUUAGUUACUAUGGCCCAUGACACCCAAUCUUGUAUGGAUCCUAAUGUUAUUGAGUUAUCUGGUUAUAAUGAAGAUGGUACAAGAGAUUAUAGCAAGAAACAUGGUGUUAUUUUAUCUGCUACUGGUCACGAUGGCCCAUUUGGUGCAUUCUGCGCCAAGAGAAUUGCAGCUUUAGAACCUGAAACAACCGAAUUUAAGUCAAUGAAAGGUUUAGAUAUGAAUAAAUCUGAAGAUGAAGUUGUUAAACAUGCUGGUAGCCACAAGGGUGGUGUUGACAGCAUCUUUUUCUGUGGUAUGGAAGAGGCAGAAAUUUAUGGCUUAAGUCGUAUGGGUCCUACUUUCGGUGCCAUGUUUGUUUCUGGUAUCAAAGCUGGUGAAGAAAUUUUGAAACAUUUUGCUAAAUAA